CGCCAGAGUGGCAUCAUCGACACCACCGGCAUCUCCGGCGCCAUCCACCCCCGCCUCGAAGUGCGCCAGAUGCACUCCGAGCAGCCCAACCAAUUCUCCCUCCUCGUCCUCGGCUUCCAGAAGUGGUACUUGCAGACCGACUCUGCUACCAGCUACCAUGCCAUCGCGGGGAUUCAUGGUGUGCCUUUGGUGAACUACAACAACGUCGAGCAGUGCUCAACAUGCCAGGCCGCGUAUGGGUACUGUAACCAUGACAUGGUCACCUUCCCCGGCUGGCAUCGCUCUUUGAUGGCCCUGUUCGAGCAGGAAUUCGUGGCCGUCGUUGAGGAGAUCGCCAACAACUGGAACUCAACCGGAUCGGGCCCAACCCGCGCUGAAAUGCAGUCUGCCGCAAGCACCUUCCGUUUCCCCUACUGGGACUGGGCUGCCAAGCCUCCCAAUGGCGGCAACAACUUCCCCGGUGUCUUCAGCAGCCCCAGCGUCGUCAUCAACGGCCCCAACGGCCAGGAGACGAUCUCCAAUCCCCUCUACCAGUACCACUUCCCGAGCACCGCCGAUCUCGUCUACCCCGACUUCACUUCCUGGCCAAACACCCUGCGCUAUCCCACCUCCGACGCAGCUUCGGCGACCAGCCAGGACAAUCUCGCCGUCACCGCCUUCAACAGCAUUCGCCCGUCUCUGCAGGACCAGGUGUACAAGCUUCUCACCUCCUGCAACGAGUACCUCCCAUUCUCCAAUGACGACGCCAACUUGGCCUCCACCGGCUGCUCGAACAGCAUUGAGGGAAUUCACAACACCAUCCAUACCACGUCGGGUGGUGUGCCAUCGGCCGAGGGCGGCACCGCCGGCCACAUGUACUACCUGACUGUGGCCGCUUUCGAUCCGCUCUUCUGGUUCCACCAUGCCAUGGUCGACCGCCUGUUCGCCAUGUGGCAAACCAUCAACCCAACUGCGUAUGGCGCAUCCCAAUCGGCCCCCCAUGUAACUUGGACCAUCGCCAGCGGCUCCCAGUUGAACGCCGACACCCCCUUGACUCCUUUCUACCAUUCCAGCGGCGAGUUUUUGACCCUCAACGCGGUGAGGGAAUGGACGCAAUUCGGCUACACAUAUCCCGAGUUCGCCGACAGUGAUGGAAGCAAGGCUGCGAUCGCCAGCUAUGUCAACAAGCUCUACGGCCCAAGUGCCACCGCCACCGCCGGCUCGUCCAAGCGCACAGCUGCCCCUGAGCCCGUCAAGAAGGCCGCUCUCGAAGUCGUCGAGGAGCAAGCAAACGCUGAGAAACGCCAAAUCUUCCAGCUCCCCCAGGGAGCCGUGUCGCAGAACGGCAGUGCGUUUGAGUACGUCGCCAACAUCGUCACUCCUCGCUACGCCCUCGGCGGCUCAUACUACGUCUUCGUGUUCUUGGGCGAGCCAGCCAGCGAGGACCCGUCCACGUGGAUCAACGACGCCAACAUGGUCGGGCCGAUGGGCGUUCUUGCUCAGCAAGGCAUGGAGGACUCGACCCUCCUCAUCGCCGGCUCCGUCCCCUUGACUCGCUCUCUGACCGCCCAGCUGGGAUCCAGCGCGCUCGCCGAGCUGACGGAGGAGCUGGUCGGCCCGUACUUGCAGAACCUGCUGCAGUGGAGGAUCCUGGGGCCCAACGGCCAGGCCGUCGACCCCACCUCCCUCAACGGCUUCCUGGUGUCGGUCUACUCUUCCACCGCCUCCGUGCCGCAGGCGGACGAGGAGUUGCCGCAGUACUCGCAAUACUUCCCGCUG
This is a messenger RNA of Neohortaea acidophila, 1758 nucleotides long. RefSeq names its product tyrosinase precursor, Monophenol monooxygenase. The record is from RefSeq and is a predicted model, not a curated record. The annotation marks the transcript as partial. Gene Ontology annotation, molecular function: oxidoreductase activity. Lineage: Eukaryota; Fungi; Ascomycota; Dothideomycetes; Mycosphaerellales; Teratosphaeriaceae. The transcript has 2 exons.